AUGAGUUUAGUGUUGAAGGAAUCUAGGAACAACAGGCAACUUUUCUUGGCCAAACUAGAUAUUGCUUGGUCUCGCUACAUCACUCUAAUGCAGUGUUUUGACAAUUUGCUUCAUCUUCCUGUAAAUCCUCUUCCUUUAUCAUCCUCAAAAAAACACCUAUUUUUCAUCCUGAAAGCAAACCGCUUACUUCAGUUGUGUCAGUUGAAUCCAUCUGUUAUUGCUGGAGCUGUUUUUUGUAACAGUCGGAUUCUUGCAUCACAAUUAACACCUGAAGUUACUUUCUACUUAACAUUGAUGUCUAAUGUGAAUGCUUCAUCACCGGUUACCAAUGUGCCCAACUCUAUGACUGAUUUACCACCUGAUGUAGAACUUAAGUACGUCUACUUAUCCCGCAGAACGAUAGCGAGUAUACUCAAGUUUAAUCACGUUUAUGUGGGUAGUCACAUUAGAAUGAAGAAGGAACAUUCCAAAGUGGCCAUUUCCACUCCAUUGACAGUGAGCUCUGGCUCAGAAGGAGAUGUCGAUUCUGGAAACUGCAGUGAGAGUCUGAGGGGACUAGAUCAAAAGAAUAGGAAAGUGAUGCAUCCGAAUCCUAUACAAAAUUAUGAGCUCCAGCGUAAUUUCACUUCAACCUUGAGUGAGGAAGAAGAUUCAGGAGUUCAUUCCCAGAGUCCACUUUUAAGUCAUAAAAAUGUAUUAAGUGAAUUCAAAAAGAUAUUUUGUGAUAAUCAAGCUACCAUGGCGAGAGAAAGGUUCGAGUUUCCCGGUGUUUCCAGUGAAAAAGACGAACCUGAAAAGAUGGUCCUCUUUGUGCAGAGAUGUGGGGCAUGUACACUUUUAUUGCUUCUCAAGAAGAAAUAUGAGAACAAGGUUCUUAAAUAUUUGUGGAAUUGUGGAUUUUCUCUCCUGAAGGAUUUGGAACAUGGAGCAGAAAAAAUGUUGGAAAAUUAUGUUCAUACGGAUGCAACUUCAUACUUGCUUUUGUAUAAUAAUGCUCAAGAAAUCUUGAAGGAGCACCCUUGUUUUGCUCAUACAAGAUUUUCUGAAAAAUUAACAAAGGAAAUUGUUUCUAACCUCCAAGAGGAUUUCAUAUCAGAUCCAAGCCUUCAUUUAAUGUGCCUUAUGUAA
Molecule: messenger RNA, 1128 nt
Organism: Uloborus diversus
Lineage: Eukaryota; Metazoa; Arthropoda; Arachnida; Araneae; Uloboridae
Gene: HPS4
Exons: 9
Coding region: 1-1128 (375 amino acids)
Source: RefSeq, a predicted model, not a curated record